This is a messenger RNA of Osmerus eperlanus (European smelt), 2489 nucleotides long. Its product is annotated as zona pellucida sperm-binding protein 1-like. The transcript has 10 exons. Gene Ontology annotation, biological process: prevention of polyspermy; binding of sperm to zona pellucida. Gene Ontology annotation, cellular component: egg coat. Gene Ontology annotation, molecular function: structural constituent of egg coat; acrosin binding. The record is from RefSeq and is a predicted model, not a curated record. NCBI's taxonomy places the organism in Eukaryota, Metazoa, Chordata, Actinopteri, Osmeriformes, Osmeridae. Bases 48 to 2426 code for a protein of 792 amino acids.
CCUCAGUUAGGUAGGAAAGCACAAGUCUAGUUCUUUGUUGUGCAGUGAUGGAGGGUUCAGGCAAAUGUUGCCUUUGUUUAGCAGUCCUUGUCGUGGUUGUCAGUGAUACGUGGGCGCAGAGUGAGGGGUGGCUAUGGACUCCCCCGGAACCAGACACAACUUCAGAUCUUCAGCUGCCGCAGGAUUCUCUGUUGUCUGAUUCAAUUGCACAACCCAAGAGACCCCAGAGGUCUCAGUGGCCCCAGAGGCCGCAGUGGCCCCAGAGGACUGAGUCACCCCAGCAACCUCGGAGACCCCAGCGGCCCCCACAGCCUAAGGUUCCCCCGCAGCCCCAAGAACCCCAGGAACCCCAGUGGCCUCAGCCCCAAGAACCCCAGUGGCCUCAGCCCCAAGAACCCCAGGAACCCCAGUGGCCUCAGCCCCAAGAACCCCAGGAACCCCAGUGGCCUCAGCCCCAGCAGCCCCAGGAACCCCAGUGGCCUCAGCCCCAGCAGCCCCAGGAGUCUGAAUACUCCCGGGAGUCUGAGGUUCCCCAGAGGCCCACGGUUCCCCAGAGGCCCACGGUUCCCCAGAGGCCCACGGUUCCCCAGAGGCCCACGGUUCCCCAGAGGCCCACGGUUCCCCAGAGGCCCACGGUUCCCCAGAGGCCCACGGUUCCCCAGAGGCCCACGGUUCCCCAGAGGCCCACGGUUCCCCAGAGGCCCACGGUUCCCCAGAGGCCCACGGUUCCCCAGAGGCCCACGGUUCCCCAGAGGCCCACGGUUCCCCAACAACAUCAAACUCAACCCCAACCUCAGCGGCCUCAACAACCGCAAUGGCCCCAGCGACCUCAACAGCCGCAGAUGCCCCCGUGGCCCCAGCAACCUCAACAGCCGCAGCUGCCCCAGCAGCCGCAGCUGCCCCCGUGGCCCCAGCGACCUCAACAGCCGCAGCUGCCCCAGCGACCUCAACAGCCGCAGCUGCCCCCGUGGCCCCAGCAACCUCAACAGCCGCAGCUGCCCCCGUGGCCCCAGCAACCUCAACAGCCGCAGCUGCCCCCGUGGCCCCAGCAACCUCAACAGCCGCAGCUGCCCCAGCGACCUCAACAGCCGCAGCUGCCCCAGCGACCUCAACAGCCGCAGCUGCCCCCGUGGCCCCAGCAACCUCAACAGCCGCAGCUGCCCCCGUGGCCCCAGCAACCUCAACAGCCGCAGCUGCCCCAGCGACCUUGGCCCCGACGACCUCAAUUGCCCCAGCAACAUCGGUGGCCCCAGCAACCUCAGAUGCCCCUGUGGCACCAGAACAGCCUGCAGCCUCAAGAACCUCAAGAGCCUGAGUGGGUUCAGUGGGCUGAGCAGUUCACCAACAUGCUGCAGGAUAGCCCCGACACUAAAUGUGCCGUAGAUGUCAACACGAGGGUAGUGUGUGGAAUGCCUGAUAUUACAGCGGAGAAAUGCCAGGCCAUUGACUGCUGUCAUGAUGGACGCCAGUGCUACUACGGGAAAGCAGUGACAGUGCAGUGUACCAAAGACGGGCAGUUUGUGCUGGUGGUUGCCAGGGAUUCCACCCUGCCUACCCUGGACCUGGAUUCCCUUCGCUUGCUGGGAGGAAAUGACGCCCCCUGCAGUCCUGUUGCUGCCAAUUCAGCAUUCGCAAUCUUCCAGUUCCCUGUGACUGAAUGUGGCACCACCAUGACUGAGGAUGGCGGUUUCGUGAUUUAUGAGAACAACAUGUUGUCCACAUACAAUGUUGCCGUUGGCCCCAGAGGAUCCAUUACCAGGGACAGCCAUUUUGAACUGCUGUUCCAGUGUCGCUACUCCAGUUCGUCCGUUGAUGCGGUGGUGGUGCAGGUGGUGCCGGUCCCCCCUCCGGCCUCCAUCGCUGCCAUGGGAACCCUGAGGGUACAGCUCAGACUGGCUAAUGGACACUGCCUCACCAAGGGCUGUGUGAUUGAGAGGGAGGCCUUCACCUCCUUCUACUCUGAGGCUGACUACCCCGUGACCAAGGUGCUGAGAGAGCCGGUGUAUGUGGAGGUUAACAUCCUGGGCCGGAAUGACCCCGGCCUCGUCCUGAUGCUGGACCACUGCUGGGCCACCUCUGCUCCCAGCGCCCUCAGCACGCCCCAGUGGGACCUCCUGCACAACGGGUGUCCCUACCAGGAUGACCGCUACCUGACCACCCCGGUCCCUGUGGAGGCCUCCUCUGACCUGCCGUACCCCAGCCACCACAAGCGUUUCAUCCUAAGGAUGUUCACCUUCGUGGACCAAAACACACUCAUGCCCCUGAAGGAUACGAUGUUCCUCCACUGCAGUGCGUCUGUGUGUCACAGCACCGCUCCUGGCUCCUGUGUUCAGUCAUGCAACAGGAAACGGAGGGAGGUGUCAGCAGGGCAGAAGGCUGGGAGCCGCGUGGCACUCGUAUCCAGUAGGGCAAUUAUUCUCCAGUGACUCUACCCUGCAUGUAUAUGAGAAUUGUGAUUUUUUUUUAAAAAUAAACACUUUGAAGCAAUA